Messenger RNA from Scylla paramamosain (green mud crab), 998 nucleotides. It is a transcript of the gene mago, whose product is annotated as protein mago nashi homolog. The record is from RefSeq and is a predicted model, not a curated record. Lineage: Eukaryota; Metazoa; Arthropoda; Malacostraca; Decapoda; Portunidae. Gene Ontology annotation, biological process: RNA splicing. The coding region runs from base 36 to 476 and encodes 146 amino acids. The transcript has 4 exons. Gene Ontology annotation, cellular component: nucleus; catalytic step 2 spliceosome; exon-exon junction complex.
CAUCAGCAUCAUUGGACGCCUGAAGGGAGGAGAAAAUGCCGGGAGACUUUUAUAUUCGGUAUUACGUCGGCCACAAAGGCAAAUUCGGCCACGAGUUCCUGGAAUUCGAGUUCAGACCUGAUGGUAAACUCCGCUAUGCCAACAACUCCAACUACAAGAAUGACGUCAUGAUCCGCAAGGAGGCUUACUGCCAUCGCUGCGUCAUGGAGGAGCUGAAGAGAAUCAUUGACGACUCGGAGAUCAUGCAGGAGGACGACUCUUCAUGGCCGCAGCCUGACCGGGUGGGGCGGCAGGAGCUGGAGAUUGUGAUUGGUGACGAACACAUCUCCUUCACCACCUCCAAGAUUGGCUCCCUUGUUGACGUCAAUAGCUCCAGGGAUCCGGACGGCUUGAGGUGCUUCUACUACCUUGUGCAGGACCUCAAGUGUCUCGUCUUCUCCCUUAUCGGCUUACAUUUCAAGAUUAAGCCUAUCUAAGCUCACCGAGGCAGCCCAGGGGAGUGUGUGUGGGUCUGUCGGGGUCUGGUUGUAGGGCACCAUAAUAACAGGUGCCUUUAUUUAGGGUUAGGAUUGUGAGUGGAUGUUUUGGAGGGUUUCAAGGUGGUGGUUUAACUGUGGACUGUGUUGACUCUGUUGUGUUGCCCUUGUGCCUGUUUCUCUGAUUAUGUUGAUGGUUUUCUUUACUAUAAACAUUCUGGUUGUGCUGUUUGGUUAUGACUGUUUCCUCCUUAUUCUUGUCCUCCUCAUCCUCUUCUAUCUUUUUUUCUUCUCAUUCUUUUCUUCUCCAUCUCUUCUUUUUUUCGUCCUCCUCCUCCUUUCUUCCUCCCUCCCCUCUUUCCUCCCAGGCAGCCUCCCACGUCAGAUCCCAUGUUUGCCCCUAUAAAUAUAAGUUUUCUCUUAUUCUUUUUAUCUAUUAUUGUAACUUUGUCACUUUUUCCACUUGCAUUGUCAUUCCUUGCCACUAGAAGACAUGAAAUAAAGUAUGAAUUUUCUCAGUAA